AUGACGGACAGCAAGACAGAAAAGCAGCCUGUGAAAAGGGUCCUGAAGCCGGUCCCUGAUCGCGGAAUUUACGUGCACUCUUCCAAGACGAAAUCCAACGAUCAAUUUGCCCUUCCCGGCUCUGUACCGGAGCCUGAAAUCGUUCGCAUCAACACCAUGGCAGUGCCACAGCCGUUUCUGGAGCCCGACAAGCUGGAGCAGUGGAAGUGA
Molecule: messenger RNA, 210 nt
Organism: Trichoderma citrinoviride
Lineage: Eukaryota; Fungi; Ascomycota; Sordariomycetes; Hypocreales; Hypocreaceae
Exons: 2
Coding region: 1-210 (69 amino acids)
Source: RefSeq, a predicted model, not a curated record